Penicillium argentinense is the source of this 999-nucleotide messenger RNA. Its product is annotated as DNA/RNA non-specific endonuclease. The transcript has a single exon. Gene Ontology annotation, molecular function: nucleic acid binding; single-stranded DNA endonuclease activity; metal ion binding. Lineage: Eukaryota; Fungi; Ascomycota; Eurotiomycetes; Eurotiales; Aspergillaceae. The record is from RefSeq and is a predicted model, not a curated record. The coding region runs from base 1 to 999 and encodes 332 amino acids. Gene Ontology annotation, cellular component: mitochondrial inner membrane; nucleus. Gene Ontology annotation, biological process: apoptotic DNA fragmentation.
AUGUCGAAGGCCACGUUUGCUGUCAUUGCCGCAGCCAGUGCGGCCACGGGCGCCGGUGUCACGGCCCUGCUGUAUUCCGCCAAACCGUCUCAACAACAGUACCAGCACCAGCAGCACCAGCACCAGCAGCUUCCCCCGACUCCUGCGAGCGGCGCCAAGGUCCCCAAGUCCACUGCGACUCCUACACUUGCCGCCAAGGCUGUCGGACCCGUGGAUCCUGCUGGGGUCCUUCAAUAUGGCUUCCCAGGCCCGAUCGCGGACGAGCUUUCCACCCUGCCGCUGCACGGCGCUUACGACCGACGCACUCGCAACCCUUCUUGGGUCGCCGAGCACAUCACGCCGCAGUCGCUGGCCAUAAAGGACGCCGACCGCAAGCACAGCACCUUUGCCGAAGAUACCUCCAUCCCGGCCCUGUUCCGCGCCAAACUGGCCGACUACUUCCGCUCGGGCUACGAUCGCGGCCACCAGGUCCCUGCCGCGGACGCGAAAUGGUCGCAGGAGGCCAUGGACGGCACUUUUCUCCUCAGCAACAUGUGCCCGCAAGUAGGCGAGGGUUUCAACCGUGACUACUGGGCGCAUUUUGAGGAUUUUGGCCGCAAACUAGCCUCCCGCUACCCAUCGGUUCGCAUUGUGACCGGCCCUCUCUACCUUCCUCGCCGUGACCCCGAUGGCAAGUGGCGCGUCAACUACGAAGUGAUCGGUAACCCACCCAAUGUCGCGGUGCCCACCCACUUCUACAAGGUCAUCUAUGCUGAAGACGGCACCAACUCCCCGACAAGCAAGGUUGCGCUGGGCGCGUUCGUGCUGCCGAAUGCUCGCAUUCCCAAUGAAAAGAGCUUGUCCGACUUCGAAGUCCCCUUGGAGGCCGUUGAGCGGGCGUCGGGUCUUGAAUUUGCUUCGAAGCUUGAUCUCGGCCGCCGUCGCCGACUGUGCCAGGAGGUGAAGUGUGAGAUCACCGUGCGCGAGUUCAACAAUGCGCAGAAGAAGAUCGGCGCAUAA